Messenger RNA from Phytomonas sp. Hart1, 1917 nucleotides. Lineage: Eukaryota; Euglenozoa; Kinetoplastea; Trypanosomatida; Trypanosomatidae. The record is from the annotation of a GenBank genome assembly.
AUGUCAACUAAUCCUGUGGUGAAGGUGUUUCUUACGCAGCCCUUACAAAAUGUUUCUGCGUCUACGCUCUCUCCUCUCGUGAAUGUGUUAAGAGAUGACUCGCUCAACCUAUCGCUGAGCGGUGAUAACGCGGUUAACGACGGGACCGUCCACGAAAUCCUACGACGUCUCAUCAGCAUUGCGAAUAAUGAUGCCAAAAAUACAACAAUACGGUCCAUGGUACUUGAGUGUCUGUACUGGAUAUCUCAUCACACCAGUGAUGCGGUCCACCUGGGUCCUUUAUUUGAUAGUGUGAUGCAGCUUAAUGAGUCAUUUGAGUCGAUGCUUGAGCAGGAAGGGGAUACACUCGAGCUCCAGUACCUCAUGUUAAGCGUACUGCUUUUACGCGUCUCGGGGUAUGAACGGCUGAAGGUAGGUGAUAUCCUUGAGAACCUUUACCACGGCGAUGCUCGGCGCGUCGUGCGCCUUCUUCUUAAUCUUCUAGAGGACCCUGACUAUGAGUGGCCCUUAUGCCAGGCUGCCGCACGCUGGCUUUUUGAGCUGACGACGCCCGCGAGCUACUUUGAUGCGGAGACCAGCACAGACCACGUCAUCGACGUAUCGGUGUUUCAGAGAAAGCUGUCGGCACUGCUAGAACACGGUAUGGAGAGCCACGCGUUUGUCGCGAUAUUGGCAAAGAUUGUGGGGCUGUGGCGGAGGUCCUGGGGGGAGAACGCGGUCCCUGGUGCCCUCGGCUCCUGCACUUCCAUCUCUAGUGUAAACCUGUUCACGCCUAGCCAGCUCACCAAGCUUGCGCAGUGGGCAGCUUUGCUCCACUUUCUUUCUUCUACCAUCGAGAAUCUUUCCGAGUACUGCAACAAAUUGCAACUAGUGAAGAGUCUGCAGGAGAGCCUUUUUGUCGAGUCCCAGGAAUUUUUGGCCAAAGUGGUGAUCCCUUUUAUCAUGUUAGCCAUUCAGGCAUGGUGGCAUGGUGCUAAAAAUGCAACCAGCAGUUUAAUGGAUUCCCAGCAUUCCAAAGUUGAUCCACUGCUGCGUGCUUCUAUCAAGGUUUUGCAGCUUCUACGAUUCGCCUUGUACAAGCUACCAAGUACCCCUCCCCCUAGCGAUGCUCUUCUCAGUGCGUUGAAAAGUCUAGGACAGCAAGUGAUUCAGCGUGAGUCCGCGCUCAGUGGGGAAUACAGCGGUAUGGUAGUGCUCCUUUUGACGGUAGAGUUGUUUUGCAAUAUCAAUGCCAAACGGCAGCCAGAACUGAGCAAAGUUUUCGAGACGCUCCUGGGCGUAAUAGUUUCCGAUGAAUCUACUUCUUGUCGCAUUAUGAAUAUGCCUUUUGCAAACAUUUUCAUCGCUCAGUUCAUAAACGAGACCUCGUCUCACGUCGACACUCAGAACGAAUCGGUAGAGUUUGUCUAUAGCACGUUUUCGAAGAACAAAAUGGAGAAUGCCGAGCUGGGGGAGGUUGUGGCUGUCCUAGAAGAGCAACUUGAUAUUAUGCAAACGGCAAUUAUGCAGCUGACACUUGGUCAAGCUUUAGACGAAUUUAUACAUGUUCUUUCAUCACAGCCACUACCGCAGGAAGACCGGCCCAUUUGCAUGAAUCUAAGAAAUUAUAGCUCUGUAGAACAAGCUAUUCCUUCUAGUCAUUUAUGUAGUGAUGGCCACCAUGUAAACAAAAAGCCUCGAGGUGCAAAGCAUCCAGAGAAGUACCGCUGCCAAAUGACCAAUAAGUUAAUGCGGGAGCCGGUGACGUUGAAGAGUGGACAUCGCUUUGAGUUGGAUGCCCUAAAGAAAGUGAUCGAUGAAAUUGGCCAUGUAAACCCCUUGACAGGGGAAACCAUAGAUGAGGAGGUGGAGGUAGAUGAGGCACUUCAGCAGGAGAUUAGCGCAUACCGCGUGAGACAUGCCGCUCAUUUUAAGUAA